Messenger RNA from Talaromyces stipitatus ATCC 10500, 669 nucleotides. RefSeq lists its product as uncharacterized. The transcript has 2 exons. The coding region runs from base 1 to 669 and encodes 222 amino acids. Lineage: Eukaryota; Fungi; Ascomycota; Eurotiomycetes; Eurotiales; Trichocomaceae. The record is from RefSeq and is a predicted model, not a curated record.
AUGAAGAAACGACGUCUAGGGCACUUUGUGCCGUGGGUGACUGCCUUUCUCACAAAUCGAAGCACCAAGCCAAUCCAGCUGCGCGAUGAAGUUGAAAUAAAGCCCAAAGAAGCUGUCAAAUAUCUCGGCAUCUGGCUUGAUACGAAGCUAAGCUUUGACACACAUCGUGAUGAAGCCAUUGCAAAAGCAGGCACCAGCCUGGAAGCUCUACGUGGCCUAUCAGGAUCCACAUGGGGGGUCGCACUAGGCUCCAUGAGAAGGAUCUAUCAAGCAAUUGUUAUCCCACAGAUGCUGUAUGGCCCUGCAGCCUGGUUCCAACCAGACCUUAUGAGCCAGAGGCAAAUUAUACAAACUGUACGCAAAUUUACAACUAUCCAAAAGCGCGCAGCGUGCCUGAUCAGCGGUGCUUUUUGUACAACGGCUGCGGAGGCCCUCAAUAUAGAGCUUCACCUAAUGCCAAUCCGGUUGCAACUGGAUCAACUCACAAAGGCUGUAGCUAUCUGGAUCCGCACAGGUCCUGCCUUUGCAAUUCCUGACGGCCUAGUCAAUCGACGCACCAGCGACGAACUCAAGCUUGGCGGAUACACUCCUAUGGAAGCUCAUGCCUGGAAGAAGGGCGGAUGCUUAUUGGCUCCCCCCGGAACCUUGGCAGGGAAAUGGGAGAGCUGA